Xenia sp. Carnegie-2017 is the source of this 2447-nucleotide messenger RNA. RefSeq lists its product as uncharacterized. The transcript is spliced from 9 exons. The coding region runs from base 517 to 2235 and encodes 572 amino acids. NCBI's taxonomy places the organism in Eukaryota, Metazoa, Cnidaria, Anthozoa, Malacalcyonacea, Xeniidae. Gene Ontology annotation, molecular function: protein binding. The record is from RefSeq and is a predicted model, not a curated record.
UAUCAAAUCCGGAGGAAAUGACUUAGUCUGUUAUUAUGAUCUGUUGUCAAGAGAUGGAAAUGUUAACGAAGGUUAGCCAGAAAUUUUGAACUUUGGACAUCGCAUUCCUGGCUGUGUAAAAUAUGUACUUCCGUGGUUCAUGGUAAUUGUCCUUCAGGGUCACCUGUCGCCUAUGACUACAAAGGAACGUAAACAUUCAUGCAUGCAUAACGGUCAAUCAAUGGCAGUCAAAAUGGAAUCGUUUUAUCACUAACCCAGGGCCGGUAGCCUUAAAUGUUACUUAAACUAUUGUAAAUAUAGAAAAAUAUCAUCGUCUUGGUAUAUUCUAUGUAACUUUACCUGUCUUUACACUUUUGACGAGUUGCGUUUUCUAAUCAAUGUUACAUAAUUCAAAAGCUGGUAAUUACGUCAAACAUUUGCAUUAAUGCUUUGAUAAUAUAAAAGAGGAAUACAAUUUUACACUUGUCAGGUAACAGCAAAUUGCAAAAAGGAUAAGGCUGUCACGAAAACGGGAAAAUGAAAUCUAUCAUUUCACUCGUUUAUUUAUCAUGCGUGCUGCAACUCAGCAAGCAGCAGUUACAGUGGCGUCUACUUGCCGAUGAUGUUGAAGGCGAAGGACCCGGUUCAAGACGGGAUUGCGCUUUGGGAUAUGAUACAGUUGACAAGAAACUUUAUGUCUUCGGUGGUCGAUCUGGUGGCAAAAUUCUUAAUGAUACGUGGUGUUAUGAUUUUAACAACAGAACAUGGAGUAUGGUUGACACUUCACAGUCGCCCGAACCAAGGUUUACAAUGGCGUUUGGAGUAUGGCAGGGAAAGAUGUACAUUUCAACAGGCGAAGGACCCGGAAAAGUCUUCUACAACGAUGUGUGGAGCUUUGAUUUUCGAAGUCAGCAAUGGACGAAGCUGAGCCAAGGAACCAAUCCCCCAGAGAAGCGCUAUGGCGCUGCAGGAGGUAUAUACCCAGGGCAAAGUCUACUAUGGAUGAGUCACGGUUUUGCUGACAUACGGUAUUCCAACACUUUCACGUAUGAUCUCUUGAAUGGAAGACGGAAGUGGGUGGAAGAAUUUACUGGUACCAACUCAUAUAACCCUCUGUAUCCUCAUGCUCGUUGCAUCCAUGGUGCAACACCUGUUACCCCUGAUCAUCUCGUUUUGUAUGGUGGAUGCUUAGGUGGAGGCGAGACGGGGGGACCAUGUCCUUCUUCAGACAGUUGGUUGUUUAGUCGUGUAAAUAAAAAAUGGAAAAGAUUAGAAGAAUGUUUUUCCCCGCGCAUGUACCCUGCUAUGGCUCCAAUUCCUAUGGGUAGUGACCCUUUGCGAUACGCAGCAGUUAUGUAUGGAGGAGGUCAAAAACGACCAAUCGAUGAUACAGACGAAUUCAGCAUUGUUUGGCUUGACGAAGCACCAAUGGACGAAAUUGGAGUAUUUACAUUGAAAAAGAGAUCAAUGUAUGAUGAUGAGCCGGACACAAAGUGGGAACGGAGACGAGCUACGAGUACCAACGGAAGUGGCAUACCUCCAUGGAGAAUUGGUCACAGUUUUCUGACCGUCGAGACGAUGAAUGGUAUAAUAAUGUUCGGUGGAGGUAAAAAAGACGAUAUUUGGUUGUUGUACGGGAACGUUAGUAGCAUCGAUGAUACAGCCUUGAUUGGAGAUGGUUGCUCAUCAAAGUACUGGAGUUUGAUCCACUUUCAUGGUCUUUUCAUGUUCCUUGGCUGGGGUCUGCUCCUUGUAGCUGGUGUUUUCUUCGCCAGAUAUUUCAGACGAAAGGAGCCAUUGUGGUUUCAUUUGCACAGAAUAUUUCAGGUAACAGGACUGCUCUUCACCAUCGGAGGUUUUGUUUGCGGUGUCAUGUCGGUUCCAUUUGAUCAUUUUAAGUUUGUUCAUGGAGCCAUCGGUCUCGUUGUCUUCUUGAUUGGUUUACUUCAAGCUGUUAACGGAGCACUACGUCCCCAUAAGGAAGAAGGAGAUGAGCAAAGCAUUAUUCGUCGUGUUUGGGAAUAUUGUCAUAAAACUCUUGGUCGAUUAGCCUUACUAUUAGCUCAGAUCAAUAUUUCACUGGGCAUGUUUCUUGCAGUUGUACCUACGGCUGUCUUCGCUGUCUGGUUUGGAUACUUGGGAGUCUGGGUAACACUCUUUGUCAUCAUGGAGAUUAUGAAAUCAAGACGAGAAUGUGGGAAAGUGGUGAAACCUACAAUAUCAGCUGGACACUAUGAAAUGAACUCUAAAAUGUAGAAUGGGGGGUUUCCGCCCAGUGACAUUCCUAGCUCGAUAAUUGGAGGGUAAAAUUCAUACAUGCAUGUUUUGGUGAUGCCUCUGUUACCGCUUAUUUUAUUGUAAAUAUACGGAAGAUUUGGAGGUUCUGUACUUGUCGGGCGUUAACCAGCAUAUGAGAAUUCUUUGUAGCAAUAUAUCUGUCAAUUUCAAUUGUAGUGUUUUUGCAGUGA